Budorcas taxicolor (takin) is the source of this 1786-nucleotide messenger RNA. It is a transcript of the gene MXRA7, whose product is annotated as matrix remodeling associated 7. Lineage: Eukaryota; Metazoa; Chordata; Mammalia; Artiodactyla; Bovidae. The transcript has 4 exons. Bases 1 to 570 code for a protein of 189 amino acids. The record is from RefSeq and is a predicted model, not a curated record.
AUGGAGGCGCCGGCCGAGCUGCUGGCCGCACUGCCCGCGCUGGCCACUGCGCUGGCCCUGCUGCUCGCCUGGCUGCUGGUGAGGCGCGGGGCGGCCGCGAGCCCGGACCCCCAGGAGCCCGCGCCCCCAGAGCCCGCUCCUCCGGCAGAGGCCAGCGUGAAGCCCGCGCCGCCCGGCCCCUGUGCCGCGGAGCCGGCGGCCGCGCCCGAGGGGCUGGGGGAGCCCGCGCGGCCGGACGAGCCCGAGGCCGCGCCGGCGGAGGCGGAGGAGCAGGCCGCCGAGGAGAGGCAGGAAGAGGAGCAGAAGCUGGACGGUGAGGAGGCUUCACCGCAGGCAGGGCCUGAGGAGGAAGACGGGGGUGAGGAGGCCUUCUCCUUCAAAUACAGCCCUGGGAAGCUGCGGGGAAACCAGUACAAGAAGAUGAUGACCAAGGAGGAGCUGGAGGAGGAACAGAGAGUUCAGAAGGAACAGCUGGCUGCCAUCUUCAAGCUCAUGAAGGACAACAAGGAGACCUUUGGCGAGAUGUCCGAUGGUGACGUGCAGGAGCAGCUCCGGCUCUACGACAUGUAGGCCGCCUCCGCCUGGCAGGACGCCGUGACAGCUGGGCCGCGACAGCUGGGCCAUGACUCUGCCCCGACCUGGGACCCACACCCUUGCUAGUCUCAGACUUUUGUAGGCUUCCUUUUAUCUUAUAUACGUAGAUGUAGAGAUGUGGCAUAUACAGAGUUUCUCAGAUCUUGCAGUUUAGAUAUCAUGUUACAGGAGUCAGGACAGUUGUCCUCAAAGGAGAAAAAAAAGUCCCUGAGUCCUUUGGCUUCUGUUUGCUGGGGAGGCCCCAGCUGUGACAUGGGUUCCCCUCUGAGCCUGUCAUCUGAUCCCAAUUAGAUCCUAAGCAAGCACCGGCCCAGAAGGGCUGGCUCGAAGCCUCAGUUCCCCACCUCCUGCAUCCCCCUCCAACCCAGCACAUGGUGUGGAAAAGAUUCAGGGAUGCUGUAAGGAAGAGUAUCAGGUCCCGCUGCCCGAGUAUCCAGCCUAUUAACACUACAGCUUCCUCUGCCUUGGAAGAAUUUCUGGAAGCUUCUGUCACUGUAUGGAAGCAAGCCAUAGGGGAGCAUCUCUGAAAAAGCGAAAAAGUCUGAUUCAAAGACUCACCUUCCAUCCUGGAACAAAGCAACGGUAUCAGAGUUAGGACCCUCUAAGAGUGUCUCUUAUUUAACCAUGACACUUACUUUAUAUAUAAUUAAGAUUUCUGUGAGUGCUCAUCACGCAAAUGCUAGACACUGUCAACAGAAAUAAAAUACGCAGCACAGUCCCUACCUUGAGAGAAAUUAAAGUCCUGUGGAGGAGAAUUCCCUGCUGGCCCAGUGGUUAAGAAAGGUGGAUGCCGAGGAUGUGGGUCUAAUCCCUGGUCAGGGAACUAAGAUCCUGCAAGCUGUGAGGUACAGCCAUAAACAAACAAAUAAAAAUCAAGACCUUUGGAGAAGCCAGGUGCACAUGCAGAGAAAGAAAACCUCACCAGUUAGCAUUCAAUAAAAUGCCAAAAUGACCUCAUGAAGAGUGUCUGGGCCACCUUAGCACGUCAAUAAAGUUCUGUGAGUCAGUGAGUGCACAAUGAUGACAAUAACAGCGGUUCUUCCAUGCUGUCCAGAUCCUGCUUCUGACCACCCCACUGGCAGAAAAAUCCAUAGCCAACUGAAUGAAGGAGGGUACGCUAAAGGGAUAACCUAAGAAAGUUCUUGAAAAUACUUUUUAUUUGCUGAAAUAAAACUAAACACACGGAAGUAAA